CGAUGCGUCGCGCAAGGCAUGAGCGCACUGCCCGCCCGGUCCAUUCCAUUUCCUCCGAUUCCUCGUCCUCGUCCUCCUCCGCCGCCCUCGUCGCCGCGUCCGCCGCGCACGUUCCCGCUCCUCCGCUCGAGAUCGGGGCUCGCGGCUCGGUCCAUCGCUCCGCGGCGGCGAUCGUGGGCGCAAGGUCCGGGGCCAAGUCUCCAGCCCGCCAUGUCGGAUUCGAACUCGAGCGUUGCUGCUGAUUUGGGUUGCGGCGGGGGCGAUCAAUCGGUUCCGAUUGGCGUGGACUAUGCUGAAAUCGUGGUCGUGCGCCAUGGUGAAACGGAGUGGAAUGCUGAUGGAAGAAUUCAGGGACAUCUCGAUGUCGAAUUAAAUGAAAUUGGGAGGCAGCAAGCAACUGCAGUGGGUGAAAGGCUUUCCAGAGAAGGAAAAAUCUCUGCAAUUUACUCAUCUGACUUAAAACGAGCUUUUGAAACAGCGAAUUCAAUUGCAACUGCUUGCGGUGGACUAGAGGUUAUCAAGGAUCCAGAUCUUCGGGAAAGAAAUUUGGGGGAGCUUCAAGGCCUUCAGCUACGUGCUGCAUCUAGUGUCUGUCCAAAAGCCUAUAAAGCCUUUCUAUCAAACAAGACGGAUCAAGAAAUCCCGGGUGGUGGUGAAAGUAUUGAUCAGCUUUAUCAGCGUUGCACUACGUGCUUGCAAAACAUCAGUAUGAAGCACAAAGGAGAGCGAGUAGUAGUGGUCACUCAUGGUGGUGUAAUCCGAUCGCUUCAUAGGCGGGCUUGCCCAAAACGGUCCGCUGGGAAGGUGCUGAAUACUUCUGUCAACACUUUCCACUUGUCUGAUGGGGACAAAUGGGUAUUAAAAUCUUGGGGCGAUGUUAGUCAUCUUGAGCAAACAGAAUAUCUUGGAACAGGGUUUGGCGGGGAUAAAUCUUCUGGUUAGAUCACCUGUGCUAAAUGCUGUUUCAGUAGCCCUACUAGUGAUGAGGUAUGGUAAGACCAAAAUCGGGGAGGAGAAUCGAGAGAUGGCAUAUAUUGAUUCUUCUAACAACAGGCAUUACUUAACUUAAUGGCCCAGAAGAGACCUAUUUUAUAGUCACUCAACCGAAGUGUUCAGAUGCCCCGAUUUUUGGAAGUACCCGCGUAAAUUUAGAUUGCUUGACAUAGUCAAUUGUAUCCAGCCACUUAUUCAACUCCUUUUAUUAUUUAUACAAAUCUUAUAGAUGCAUCAGUACUUUCAGGUAUUGAUAAUUAUCUAUGAUUAUUAUCUUUUGGUGGUUCUA
This is a messenger RNA of Eucalyptus grandis, 1282 nucleotides long. RefSeq names its product phosphoglycerate mutase-like protein 4. The record is from RefSeq and is a predicted model, not a curated record. NCBI's taxonomy places the organism in Eukaryota, Viridiplantae, Streptophyta, Magnoliopsida, Myrtales, Myrtaceae. Gene Ontology annotation, cellular component: cytoplasm; cytosol. Bases 19 to 942 code for a protein of 307 amino acids. Gene Ontology annotation, molecular function: phosphatase activity. The transcript has 7 exons.